Molecule: messenger RNA, 980 nt
Organism: Cotesia congregata
Lineage: Eukaryota; Metazoa; Arthropoda; Insecta; Hymenoptera; Braconidae
Source: the annotation of a GenBank genome assembly
AUCACAUUGAAAUGGAAAUGGAAAUUCAGAAUGACGAGAGAUCUUUGGACUCGAUCAGCCCUAGUAGUACAUCAAGUGUAAAAAAGGAAUUAAUAAAUAAUAAUAAUAAUUUAAAUAUUAGUGGAGAAUCAUUAGAUAAUGAGAAUAAUGAUAUGAACUGUGGUGGAUGUGGUGAAAGUAUUAAUGAACGAACAGUGCUUUGUGUCGGGGGUAGAAGUUGGCAUUCUAAAUGUCUUAGAUGUUAUGUUUGUACUCGAUCACUUAACGAUCAACAUUCAUGCUUUCUCAGAGGGAUGAAACUUUACUGCCGGCAUGAUUAUGGAUUGACGUUUGGAAUAAAAUGCGGCAAAUGUGGCCGAAGUGUUGGAGCUGGAGAUUGGGUACGCCGAGCGAAAGAACGAGUUUAUCAUUUGGCUUGUUUCGCAUGCGACGCUUGUUCCAGGCAGCUUUCCACUGGAGAACAAUUUGCGCUGCUGGAUGCGCGGUUGCUCUGUAAGUCCCAUUAUCUGGACAUAGUUGAGGGAAACAAUACCUCGUCUUCGGAAGACUGUGAUUCGGAAAAUGGCGGAAAAAGCAGCAAAACUAAACGAGUGAGAACGACGUUUACAGAAGAACAGCUUUCUAUUCUUCAGGCUAAUUUUCAGCUUGAUAGUAAUCCUGAUGGUCAGGAUCUUGAAAGAAUUGCUCACGUUACUGGGCUCAGUAAAAGAGUUACGCAAGUUUGGUUUCAAAAUUCUAGAGCUAGACAGAAAAAACACAGUGGGAAAGUCAAAACACAAAUGCAUCAAUCGUCACCAGUAUUACAUCACCACCCAAGUGAUCUUUAUUCCGGAGGCGUCAACAUAGGCACUUACUUCACCGGGUACCAGGGUAGCAGCACCAGCAGUGAGAGUCCUGACAGCCCCCUGACACCCUUGACACCGUUGACGCCGUUGACCCCAACAACGCCUACCCAUUUACAGCCCCAAUUCUGCCACUAA